Molecule: messenger RNA, 2953 nt
Organism: Rattus norvegicus (Norway rat)
Lineage: Eukaryota; Metazoa; Chordata; Mammalia; Rodentia; Muridae
Gene: Xpnpep1
Product: X-prolyl aminopeptidase 1
Biological process (GO): proteolysis
Cellular component (GO): cytoplasm
Molecular function (GO): aminopeptidase activity; metalloaminopeptidase activity
Source: RefSeq, a predicted model, not a curated record
CUUUGAAGACAGGGCCAAGCGCAACUUGGGCAGAUGGGGCAUGGACUGGGAAGAAGGCAGAGAUUGCUUCAAGAUUUUUGCCCUUAAAACAUGGAAUAGCCACCGAUUGAGAUGAAAAAGCCCCAUGUGAAGAUUGUUUUUUUUAAGGAGCUAGGUUUGAACGCUUUAACGCCUGGUAGUUGCCCAAGUGAAGUGAGUAGCCGGUUUUGAAGCUGUUUGGAAAAGUCAUUUGGGGGACACCUCUAAGGUCUCAGCAAGUUGUAUCCUGAUCCAGUCAAUGUCUCCAGGACCCUAAAAUAGGAUCUUGCAGAGCUGACCACGACUUUCCCGUCUUAGCUGACCUAAAAGCUGGAACAAACCAGAGAAGCAUGCAGCUUCCUUAGCUGGCAAAACUCCGGUCCUCCUCCUUAAAUGCAGGGUGGGAAGAGAACUGCGGACCAAUCGGCGACUCUUCCAACUGGUUGCACAGAACACCACCCUCUCCAAGCAACAACAGUUCACAAGGUUUCGGAAUUCUGACACUCGACCACGCCCCCUCCGGAGAACGGGCGGGGCUUACAACGGGGCGGAGUCUCUGCGUGAGCACGCCACAGGAGGAGGGGCGUGGCCUGCCCGGUGCGCGCGCCUGGCCGUCGGUGAUCAGCUGGUCUGCGCUCCCCUGACGUGGGUUGGGGCACGUCACCGACGAAUGGCAGCCUCCAGAAAGCCGCCGCGAGUAAGGGCGAAUCGCCAGGACUUUGAGCUGAGAAAUUUAAGGAUAAUUGAACCUCACGAGGUGACUUCCUCAGGAGACAGGAGUGUGGAAACAGACCACAGGAUGGCUCCGAAGGUGACCUCAGAGCUUCUGCGGCAGCUGCGACAAGCUAUGAGGAACUCGGAGUGCGUGGCAGAACCCAUCCAGGCCUACAUCAUCCCAUCGGGAGACGCCCACCAGAGUGAGUACAUUGCACCCUGUGACUGUCGGAGGGCGUUCGUCUCCGGCUUCGAUGGCUCUGCAGGCACAGCUAUCAUCACGGAGGAGCAUGCGGCCAUGUGGACGGAUGGGCGCUACUUUCUCCAAGCUGCCAAGCAGAUGGACAACAACUGGACCCUCAUGAAGAUGGGUCUGAAGGACACACCGACUCAGGAGGACUGGCUGGUGAGUGUGCUUCCGGAAGGAUCCAGGGUUGGUGUGGACCCUCUCAUCAUUCCCACAGAUUACUGGAAGAAGAUGGCCAAGGUACUUCGAAGUGCUGGUCACCACCUCGUGCCUGUGAAGGAGAACCUUGUGGAUAAGAUCUGGACAGACCGGCCAGAGCGCCCUUGCAAGCCCCUCCUCACACUGGGUCUGGAUUAUACAGGCAUCUCGUGGAAGGAGAAGGUUGCAGACCUUCGGUUGAAAAUGGCAGAGAGGAGCAUCGUGUGGUUUGUGGUCACUGCCCUAGACGAGAUUGCAUGGCUGUUCAAUCUCCGAGGGUCAGAUGUGGAGCACAACCCGGUGUUUUUCUCCUACGCAAUCAUAGGACUAGAGAGGAUCAUGCUCUUCAUCGACGGGGACCGCAUUGAUGCGCCUGGUGUGAAACAGCACCUGCUCCUUGACUUGGGCCUGGAGGCAGAAUAUAAAAUCCAGGUGCUGCCUUACAAGUCCAUCCUGAGUGAACUCAAGACCCUGUGUGCUGACCUGUCCCCGAGGGAGAAGGUGUGGGUCAGUGACAAAGCCAGCUAUGCUGUGAGCGAGGCCAUCCCCAAGGUCCCCAAAGGUGGCGUAACGGAGAUCUCUGCAGCUGACAAGGCUGAGGAAUUUCGAAGACAACAGGCUGACUUUGUGGACCUGAGCUUCCCGACGAUUUCCAGCACGGGACCCAACGGCGCCAUCAUUCACUACGCGCCGAUCCCUGAGACGAAUAGGACCCUGUCCCUGGAUGAGGUGUAUCUCAUUGACUCCGGUGCUCAGUACAAGGAUGGAACUACAGACGUUACCCGGACCAUGCACUUCGGGACCCCUACUGCCUAUGAGAAGGAGUGUUUCACGUAUGUACUGAAAGGCCACAUUGCUGUGAGCGCGGCUGUUUUCCCAACGGGAACCAAAGGCCACCUUCUAGACUCCUUUGCCCGGUCAGCCCUGUGGGAUUCCGGCCUGGAUUACCUGCACGGAACAGGACACGGCGUCGGGUCUUUCCUGAAUGUUCACGAGGGCCCUUGUGGCAUCAGUUAUAAAACGUUCUCUGACGAGCCCUUGGAAGCCGGCAUGAUCGUCACUGAUGAGCCAGGGUAUUAUGAAGAUGGGGCGUUUGGGAUCCGCAUCGAGAACGUUGUUUUGGUGGUCCCUGCGAAGACCAAGUAUAAUUUCAAUAACCGAGGAAGCCUGACCUUUGAACCUCUAACUUUGGUUCCCAUCCAGACCAAAAUGAUAGAUGUGGAUGCUCUUACAGAUAAAGAGUGUGACUGGCUCAACAGCUACCACCAGACCUGCAGGGAUGUGAUUGGGAAGGAGCUGCAGACUCAAGGCCGCCAGGAAGCUCUCGAGUGGCUCCUCAGAGAGACAGAGCCCAUCUCCAGGCAGCAUUGAUACCGUCUAGCGUUUGUUUUUGUAGGAUGCUCUGGGGAAGGAAGACACAUGGCAGACCCCUGACUUCUUUCUCCUCACCUCCUCCUCCUCCCCAACUCCCCUUUUUACUUUUAGACACUAAGAAGGGCAGAAACUCUUCUUAUCCACUUUGAUAUUUUCUUGCAAACAGUCUUUUAUGAAUUUUUAAUUGUUGAGAAUGAGCCAGGAAUAAAACUGCUACACCAGAAGGAGGGGCCUCACAAAGGCGAAGCCUUGACAAGGGGGAGAUACCCGAGCCCUCUGGCCAGCGGUGGCCAGCGGUGACUGCUCUGCGAUGGUCUCCUUCCAGGUGCUGGUACCUCAGUCGCGGUCACCCUGACGUUCAUGAGACCCUCCUAUGAUCAGUGAAUAAAAUACUAAACUCGG